Messenger RNA from Debaryomyces fabryi, 1440 nucleotides. RefSeq names its product Opy2p (gene OPY2). The transcript has a single exon. Lineage: Eukaryota; Fungi; Ascomycota; Pichiomycetes; Serinales; Debaryomycetaceae. Bases 1 to 1440 code for a protein of 479 amino acids. The record is from RefSeq and is a predicted model, not a curated record.
AUGACAGUUGUACCGCAUUCGAUAUUUGAAAAAAGAGAUGAUAAAUGUGUCGAUUGCCCAUCAAAGCCAAAGAAUUCAUGCCCAAAAUGUGCUUCAGGAAAAGAAUGUUAUUUGGUAUCCCAGACAUGUAAAAAAUGUGCUUAUUACAAGUGUACACCAAUAGAUGGAGGCUCAACUAAUUCCACGCCGGUUGGAGGUAUCAUUGGGGGUGCGAUCGGAGGAUUCGUCUUGUUACUGCUAGUGGCAGGAAUUUUGUACUAUAAGUUUGUGUACAGAAAGAGACAUCCCGUAUUGCUAGAGGAAGAUGACGAUAUAUUGAUGAGUGGAAUCGAAUCUGAGAGCGACCGUAAGAGUGAUUAUACUAUCAGUAAUCUCGAUAGUUACCAAGGGGACCCCAAUAUGGGUCCUGUAGGGGGUGUAAUGAGAAAUGGAAGUGGUCUGGAGAAGACAGGAACUAGGUCAGCUGCUGCCAAUAAGAGAAUAUCGUCGUACGAAUCGUUCACCAGACCUAAGGCGAGAUAUAACAAGAAUUCCAGACGGGGUGGAGGUCGCGGAGGUACUAGGAUGAGGACUAGGGUCGGUGCUUAUCUGGAUACUAAUUCUAGCAGACAUUCUGUGGCCACGACAAUGUCCACUACCAACGCAUCGAACAUUUUGCCAAUUGCAUACAUACCGGGGGUUACCGUGAGGCCCACCAAGAACAAUACUAGAUCGAUAUAUUCGUAUGAGACCGAGUCUGUGUUCUCAGACUUGAAUACUAUCGAAAAUGCCUCCAUAAUUGGAGACGUUAUGAGAGCCAACCAGCUCCAGGACGCAAAUGCUGGGCAUGACACAAAUGCCAACGGAUCUACAAACAAGGACAGUACCAUGACCGCUAUCAAGGCCCAACCCAAAUUGAUCAAUGUAGACAGAAUUGAAGAAGAAGAUGAAGACGAUAUUACGGAUGAAGAGGACGAUACGUAUGGGGACACAUAUGGGGAAACGUAUGACGAUUCACUGGUGGCAUAUGAGGCCCAAAACAACGCUACAAAUACUAUGAACAUACGAGAUUCUCAAACAUCAAUCCCUCAAGAAAACCCUGUAGACAUUUCGUCCGAAGAACUUGAAUAUAUUAAUGUAAAUGGUAACGACGACGCUGAUUCAGAUUCAGAUGUCGAUUCAGACAUUGGUGAGAUCACCAGGGCUACUAGUGUGAAAAGACCGGCCGACUCCAUACCCCAGAGUCGUGAAGUGCUUCUUGACAUCACGGGCGGACCCAAUGCCACCUCCUCCACCACCGAGGACACCAACCGUGAAGCCUUCGAGUUGUCCCAAUUGGGCAGACCCACCGGACCCUCCCACCAUCCUGUUAACGGUGUAGACUCCCCCACGAACACGUCCGCCGGUUCUUUUAUCUUGGACGUCGAAUUCGAAGAUUCCGGGCCUUUUAAAGAUCCCUAG